Sphaeramia orbicularis (orbiculate cardinalfish) is the source of this 1066-nucleotide messenger RNA. Its product is annotated as mitochondrial intermembrane space import and assembly protein 40-B-like. Gene Ontology annotation, biological process: protein import into mitochondrial intermembrane space. Gene Ontology annotation, molecular function: protein-disulfide reductase activity. Gene Ontology annotation, cellular component: mitochondrial intermembrane space. Bases 159 to 452 code for a protein of 97 amino acids. The transcript has 3 exons. The record is from RefSeq and is a predicted model, not a curated record. NCBI's taxonomy places the organism in Eukaryota, Metazoa, Chordata, Actinopteri, Kurtiformes, Apogonidae.
AAGAAGGCAAAGACACAAUCAUCUUUGUCACCAAAGAGGAUCAUGCAGCACCCAGCAGUGCUGAACUUGUUGAGGAAGAUCCCAAUGACCCCUAUGAGGAGAGAGGCCUGAUUCUUCCCAGCGGGGAAAUCAACUGGAACUGCCCAUGUCUGGGGGGAAUGGCCAGUGGUCCCUGUGGGACUGCAUUUAAGGACGCUUUCUCCUGUUUCCACUACAGUAAAGAGGAAGUUAAAGGCUCUGAGUGCAUGGACCAGUUCAGGUCUAUGCAGGAGUGUAUGCAGCGUUUCCCAGAGCUCUACCCACAAGAGGAUGACAAGGUGCAGCAAGAGAAAUCUGAAACACAUGAGGCUUCACAAAGCUCUGAAACUGCAGAAAUGUCAGGCACAGACUCUGCCCCGGCCGAAGACUCUAAUACCACACAGUCCAACACAGAGACCUCAGAGGAAAGUUAAUUAUAUGCCUUAGAGCCACACGGCUAGACUAAUAUAAUGUGAUCAGUGAAAAAUCAACAACUAGCUUUGUGUUGAGGCAGAACAAGAUUGAAGAUUCUUUUAUUUAAUUAAGAGCUUUGUGGACCAAGCUGAGUAUACAAAGUGCAUGGGUCCUCAGUGAUAUCAUGGAGGGAAAGAAUGAACACAUGCAAGUAAUGUCACAGGGGAAGCUGCUUUUUCAAACAUUAGACUGACAUUUCUGCUGCUCUCUACACAAAGAAGUGCAUAAAAUAAACCCAGAACACACAUAAUUUUUUCCCUCUGUGAUGUCUCUGCGGUUCUGUUCACACAGAUGUGUAGUGCAUGGUUUUUUACUUCCUGUAUCAUGAUAAACAGUUUACCUGUCUGUACUGUGUUUUACCGUAUAAACCUCUGAAACCGUAAUGUCACUGAAAGAAACACGUUUUACAUCGGUUUUCCAUUUCAUUCUGUUUGCAUCUGUACCAUUUUCUUAUGAUGAUAAACAUAAUGCAUUUCACAUUUAGUUAUAGAAAAUAUAUUUUUAAUGUUUCUAAAUAAAGGAGUAGAACUGAAAGGGGCCCAUUCAGCAGAAGUACUGUGCACAUAACUAACUA